UUUUAGUGCACUCCCGACUUCCUGUCUUCUCGACGGGCGAACGGCGAACGACGAAUACAAUCUUCGGCAUCUGGAGCAAAGCGAUAGUCGGCCUGCUCGCCCUCGUCUGGUCGUUCUACUUCAGGAUCUUCCUUUACAAUCAAGCACCACCGGAAAUGAGCGCGACGCACCAGCUGCUCAAGACCAUCGUCGUGCCUCCCGCCUCGGGCAAGCGGGCGACGGCGACGCUCAUCUUUGCUCACGGCCUUGGCGACACGGGCGCAGGCUGGUACGAUGUGGCGCAGAUGCUCUCGGCGCGACCUGCGCUGCAGCACGUCCGCUUCGUGCUGCCCAAUGCGCCCGUGGUGCCCGUGUCGCUGAACAUGGGCAUGAAGAUGCCCUCCUGGUUCGAUAUCACGACGCUCGACGAUGUUCAAGGAGCGGAAGACGAGGCGGGCCUGCUCAAGAGCGCCGAUGCCAUCAAGGCCCUCGUCGAUGCCGAGAUCGACGGCUCGGCCUCGGGGCUCGAUGGCCAGGGCGUGGCGAGCGAGCGUGUUGUGGUCGGCGGCUUCUCCCAGGGCGGCGCGAUUGCGCUCCUGGCCGGCCUCACAAAGACGCCCUCCGUGGCGGGCAUCAUUGCCCUCUCGACGUGGCUCCCGCUCCGCGCCAAGCUCGUCGCCCCCUUUCUGCCCAGCCACGCCGAGACGCUCCCCGUCUUUAUGGGCCACGGCACCGCUGACCCCGUCGUCCGCUUCGACUUUGGCGAGCGCAGCGCAAAGUUUCUCCGUGCCGGCGACGGCGGCGGCCAGGGCCUCGGCCUCGGCAAGUUCAGGCAGACAGACGAGGGCAGAUGGCGGGGCGUCUGGCAGGAGGCCUACCCGGGCAUGCCGCACAGCGCCUGCGCAGAUGAGAUCGAGCACCUCGGCCAGUUUCUCGAAAAGGUCGUUCCAGCAUCUAGUGAUGAAUAGAUUACAUGCCUGUCUUGUUAGCUGCAACACAACAUCAUUGUCCGCCCCAGAGGGCAGUG
Acaromyces ingoldii is the source of this 1006-nucleotide messenger RNA. Its product is annotated as Phospholipase/carboxylesterase. Bases 156 to 947 code for a protein of 263 amino acids. Gene Ontology annotation, molecular function: palmitoyl-(protein) hydrolase activity; carboxylic ester hydrolase activity. The transcript has 4 exons. The record is from RefSeq and is a predicted model, not a curated record. Gene Ontology annotation, cellular component: cytoplasm. Gene Ontology annotation, biological process: protein depalmitoylation. NCBI's taxonomy places the organism in Eukaryota, Fungi, Basidiomycota, Exobasidiomycetes, Exobasidiales, Cryptobasidiaceae.